Chenopodium quinoa (quinoa) is the source of this 957-nucleotide messenger RNA. RefSeq names its product protein slowmo homolog. Lineage: Eukaryota; Viridiplantae; Streptophyta; Magnoliopsida; Caryophyllales; Amaranthaceae. Gene Ontology annotation, molecular function: phosphatidic acid transfer activity. Bases 176 to 733 code for a protein of 185 amino acids. Gene Ontology annotation, cellular component: mitochondrial intermembrane space. Gene Ontology annotation, biological process: phospholipid transport. The transcript has 2 exons. The record is from RefSeq and is a predicted model, not a curated record.
AUAAAAAAAACAAAUGAAAAAAAAGUAUUACUCCUCAAGAAACAAAAAAAAAAACGGUUUCUUUUAGUUUGGGUUUGCGACGCACAAAGAAAUUCAGCUCUGCAGAAAUCCACUACUAACUCAUCUCUACUUUGAUCUCUCAUUUUCAAUCUUCCCAAAUCUAACAAGUGGAGUGAUGGUGAAGGCUUACAAACAAGAGCAUGUCUACCAGCAUCCAUGGGAAAGAGUGACAUCUGCAUCUUGGCGCAAAUUUUCUGAUCCAGAGAACAAACGCACUCUCUCUCACAUCCUUGAAGUUGACACUUUGAAUAGGAAGCUUGAACCUGAUACUGGGAAGCUUUACACCACUAGAGCAAUCACAAUCCAUGCUCCUGGACCAUGGUUUAUUCGCAAGAUGGUUGGCCAGGAUAUCUGCCAUUGUGUUGAAUCUACGGUUGUUGAUGCUCAAUCACGUUCAAUGCAACUUAUUACUCGGAAUGUUAGUAUGCAGAAGUUUGUUGAGGUUGAGGAGAAAAUACGGUAUGAUCCUCACCCUGACAAUCCCUCUGCAUGGACUCUCUGCAGACAAGAGACUAGCAUCAGGAUAAAGCCAUUAUCAGCCCUUGCUUCAAUGGCAGAGAAGGUGGAGCAGCGAUGUGUUGAUAAGUUCUUGCAGAACAGUGUCAAGGGCAGAGAGGUUAUGGAGAGAAUGUGUAAGUAUCUUGAAGCUGAAUCUAGUGGAAUGUCCAUUUGAUUCUGCUGUUGAUCUCUUUUGAUUAUAUAUUUGCUAGAACAAGGUUCUGAAUUAUAGACCCUUUUAAGAGGAAAUAGAGAUAGAAUAUUCGAAUAAUGUAUAAGCAUGAGCUUAAAAACUUGAGAGCUUAGAAACUAGAAGUCUUGUUGGACUUGCCUCAAUUUUGGAACCAAUAUACUUUCCCAGUUAAUCUAACAUGAUUAUAUGAGUCAGCAUUCCUGUUA